GCGCAGGCCGACAGGGAAGUGGUAGGCGUUCCUCAGUGUUGCUUCGCUGACUGUUGAUGCUGUGAAGAUUUUUCUCCUUCACGACCAGCUCUUCCGAUGUUUCUUCCUACACUUGUGGAGGACAUGCAUCAUUUUAAGCCUAGUCGAGACAGACUGUACACCACCAGGUGUUGUGGAUGUUGCCAUGUCCGGACGGGGACCAUCAUCCUGGGUACAUGGUACAUGGUAGUGAACCUGUUAAUGGGCAUCCUGCUGACUGUAGCAGUGACCCACCCAGAGAACGUGCCCACCAUUGACUUGCAGUAUGAGGUCAUCGACCAUUACUUUGCCUCUGACAGGAUGUCUGAGAAUGCCUGUGUUGGAUUUGCCAUCUCUCUGCUGAUGCUCACUAUCAGUGCCAUGAUGGUGUAUGGAGCCAUUACUCAUCGUGACGGCUGGCUCAUCCCGUUUUUCUGCUACCAGCUGUUUGACUUUGCUCUGAGCUGCCUGGUGGCCAUCAGUUCUCUCACCUACCUACCCAGGAUCAAGGACUACCUGGACCAGCUGCCGGAUUUCCCGUAUAAAGACAACCUCCUCUCUCUGGACUCCAGCUGUCUGCUGCUCUUUGUACUGGUCUUCUUUGCCUUUCUCAUCAUCCUCAAGUCUUACUUGAUCAACUGUGUGUGGAACUGCUACAAGUACAUCAACAACAGGAACAUGCCAGAGAUUGCUGUCUACCCUGCCUUUGAGACCCCUCCCCAGUACAUCCUGCCCACUUACGAGAUGGCAAUGAAGAUGCCAGAGAAGGAACCACCUCCCCCUUACAUGCCUGCUUAAGCACCAGCCCUGUUGCCAAAACACACAAACAUACAUGCACACAUACGCACGCGCGCACACACACACACACACACACCACCAUAUGCAUUCCUACCUUCCUUCACUAACCCUUUCUGAACACCAUUACGCCCUUACACCCCCCCCUCCCCACAUGACCAACUGUGUUAUGUGUAAGGCCACUGAAAAUGUUUUGUUUAACCUUACCCACUGUAUUUCUACAGAGUGUCUAUAUAUCCUGGAGGUGUGAGAGGAGAAAGGUGGGAAAGACUGUGAAAUGACUGAAUGAAUGGAAUGUUUAAAAGGCAACGGAAGCUACCAGCCCUCCCCUCCUGGCCUUUUUUAUGUCUUAGUGAAAGGGAUAUAUGUGAAAAUUUAAUUGCUUGAAAUGCUAUCAUCAAUCCAGCACCAUCCUAUCUAUAAAUUGAUAUAUAAAGUGUGGGAAAAAAAACUAUUAUGACAAUCCGCUUAUUAUAGCCCUUAUUGUUGAAUUGUGUUUCUUUACCCUCUAAUUGUUAACAUAUAGACUAUUCCAACUCAGUCUUGAAUGGCGUCUGUAGCACUUCUUUUUGUCUGUUAUUUAUUUAGCUUUGCUGUGGUUCAGUUCACCGCCACCCCUGACGAUUUGUUCACUCUCUGCUAUCCUGAUGUGUUAGCAAAGCUAGUGAAUAGACUGAGAGACAGCAGAGGGCACACAUGAUGGAUCAUUUCCUCUGCUUCUUUCUCACCUGACAUCUGGAGCAAACUUGCUAGUCGUGUGAACGUUAGUAGUUGCAUGCUUAUCGGCAACCCCCACCCCCCAUUACUUUACUGGUAAUAUGAUUUUAUCCUUGUGGAAAAAGCAUUUGACUUCAUUAAACGUUUCAGACCAUUGA
Micropterus salmoides (largemouth bass) is the source of this 1688-nucleotide messenger RNA. RefSeq names its product lysosomal protein transmembrane 4 alpha (gene laptm4a). Gene Ontology annotation, cellular component: lysosomal membrane. NCBI's taxonomy places the organism in Eukaryota, Metazoa, Chordata, Actinopteri, Centrarchiformes, Centrarchidae. Bases 97 to 816 code for a protein of 239 amino acids. The record is from RefSeq and is a predicted model, not a curated record. The transcript has 7 exons.